Miscanthus lutarioriparius is the source of this 609-nucleotide messenger RNA. The record is from the annotation of a GenBank genome assembly. Lineage: Eukaryota; Viridiplantae; Streptophyta; Magnoliopsida; Poales; Poaceae.
AUGCAGAAGCAGCACAAGCUCAUCGCGCCGGGCGCCGCCAUGCUCGACCUAGGCUGCGCCCCCGGCUCGUGGCUCCAGCCUUGCUGGUGGCCUGUCAGAACCUGGGCCCCCUCGAAAAGGGUGGCGUUGUUUUCGGCGUCGAUGUUAAGUAAUUCGGUUGUUGCAGAGCAGAAGGUGAAGGUCCCCUCUGCGCACUGUGACUCACGGGUCAGGACGGUCCGUGCAGAUGUCAUGACUCUGAUGAAGCAGCAGGCUCGGGCGAUGUCGCCACAGACGUGUCCACCAGUUUCAGGGAUCACAACCAAAGAUGGAGCUAUAUCUUGUGAGUUGGGCAUGCGUGCUCUCUCGCUGGCAGUAGGGAAGAUAAAGUUAAAAGAGUCUGAUUACAGUGAGACACUAGAGAAGUAUCUGAGCUCCACCGAGCCCGAUCCUGAUGAGGAUGGUGUUCUUCGUCGUGGAGGCAACCUAGUAAUGAAGUUCCUGGAGAAUGAGGACAUAUCAGGUCAUUAUAAGUUCUGGCCAUUAUCUGAUCUUAGAAGUGCUGCUCUUCCACUAAAGCUUAAAUUAAUUGUACUGUUUCAUCUGACAGUGACAAUUUGGCCCAGCUAA